Molecule: messenger RNA, 555 nt
Organism: Caenorhabditis remanei
Lineage: Eukaryota; Metazoa; Nematoda; Chromadorea; Rhabditida; Rhabditidae
Exons: 3
Coding region: 1-555 (184 amino acids)
Biological process (GO): intracellular signal transduction; negative regulation of protein tyrosine kinase activity
Cellular component (GO): cytoplasm
Molecular function (GO): protein kinase inhibitor activity
Source: RefSeq, a predicted model, not a curated record
AUGAAAAGAUUGAUAUUGGAAAGACUACAGGAGGUUGAAAAUUCCAAUAGCACGUUGAACAACCAGGAAUUGGAUGCAGAAAAGCAGUAUGUCGAAGUUAUCGAGCAGCAGUUGGAUUUAGUGAAAGAAGCAGAAGAGGAAUGUCUGAAAGCCGAGAAAAUGCACGCGGCACGAGUCAGAGAUCUUCUUCAGAUUGAGAUGGCGUUGAGCAAGUUACUACAGGAGCAUGGCUCUUCCAUCAAAAAAGCGCGCCCAUACUACAAGCGAAAGGAGGUGUUGACGAGAACGACGAACUCUCAACUUGAGCUGAUGUCAAUUUUGGAGCAUGAGGUACAAGAGCGAAAAGACAGCUACAGCGAUUCGAUGCGAGUAUUGGAGCAGAUCAGUGAGCAAAUCCACCAGGAGCGCGCAUCACAAAGCAGGCUGGCGCAAUCAAGUGACGCUGAAUCGGAUAGUUCUCGGUAUGUAUUGAAAAAUAUAGAGAAAAAAAUCGAGGAAAGAGCUAAAAUAAAGUUCUACUACACAGAAUCAACCGAAAUUUCUAACAGUUCAUAG